GGGAGGAAGAGGGACGGCUGGACUCCAUUAAGCCCGAAGCCUGCCAGAGGACUGUUGGAUACUCUCCUCCAGAGCUCUUCGGGGUUUCUUUCUGCCUUUUCACUCUCCAGAGAAAGACUCUCCAUGCUGUAGAGAGCUCUGCUCCGUGUAGUCUCUCUCUCUCUCUCUCUCUGGGUUCUUCUCUUUGUGAAGGAUGGCGCUGGACGGGAUCCGGAUGCCCGAUGGCUGCUACGCCGACGGGACGUGGGAACUGAAGAUGCAUGUCACUGACCUCCACAGGGACGUGUCGCUGAGGGUAACUGGGGAAAUCCACAUCGGCGGAGUCAUGCUCAAACUCGUGGAGAAACUAGAUGUGAAGAAGGAUUGGUCCGACCAUGCUCUGUGGUGGGAGAAGAAGAAGACGUGGCUGUUGAAAACCCACUGGACGUUGGACAAGUACGGCAUCCAAGCCGACGCCAGGCUGCUCUUCACGCCGCAGCACAAGCUGCUGCGCCUCCAGCUGCCCAACAUGAAGCACAUGAAGGUCAAGGUCAACUUCUCGGACCGCGUCUUCAAGGCCGUGUCCGACAUCUGCAAAACUUUCAAUAUCCGCCACCCAGAGGAGCUAUCUCUACUGCGUAAGCCCCGUGAUCCCAAGAAGAAGAAGAAAAAGUUGGAGGAGGCAGAGGAGGACGAUCUGGAGCUGGAGGGUCCGCUGUUAACCCCGGAUCAGGGACUAACUGAUGACUCUGUGUUUUCAGGGAGCAUCUACUCCAGUCCAGGCUUGUACAGUAAGACCAUGACCCCCACCUAUGACUCCAGAGACGGCAGCCCCCUGUCGCCCACCACUGCCUGGUUUGGGGACAGCCCCCUCUCUGAGGGCAAUCCCAGCAUCCUCGCUGUCAGCCAGCCAAUCUCCUCUCCAGACAUCUUGGUCAAACUCUACAAGCCCCAGUCCCUGUUGGACAAAGCCAAAAUCAACCAGGGGUGGUUGGACUCCUCCAGGUCUCUGAUGGAGCAGGAUGUAAAGGAGAAUGAGGUGCUGCUACUGAGGUUUAAAUACCACAGUUUCUUUGACCUCAACCCUAAGUAUGAUGCCAUCCGAGUGAACCAGCUCUAUGAACAGUCCAAGUGGGCCAUCCUGCUGGAGGAAAUUGAGUGCACGGAGGAGGAAAUGAUGAUGUUUGCUGCCCUGCAGUACCACAUCAACAAGCUGUCAAUCAUGUCUUCAGACAACCACAUGAAUAACAGUGAGAAAGAGGUGGAUGAGGUGGAUGCAGCCCUGUCAGACCUGGAAAUCACUUUGGAGGGAGGGAAGACGUCCAACACACUGGGUGACAUCACAUCUAUUCCUGAGCUAGCGGACUAUGUCAAAGUCUUUAAACCCAAGAAACUGACAUUGAAGGGCUAUAAGCAGUAUUGGUGCACAUUCAAGGAUAUAACAAUUUCCUGUUACAAGAGUAAAGAGGAGGCCCAUGGGACACCUGCUCUACAAAUGAAUCUAAGAGGUUGUGAGGUAACUCCAGAUGUUAACAUCUCGGGUCAGAAAUUCAACAUCAAGUUGCUAAUCCCAGUGGCUGAUGGCAUGAACGAGAUCUGGCUUCGGUGUGACAUGGAGAAACAGUACGCCCACUGGAUGGCUGCGUGUCGCCUGGCCUCCAAAGGGAAGACCAUGGCCGACAGCUCUUACAACCUGGAGGUCCAGAACAUUCUGUCCUUCCUCAAGAUGCAACACAUGAACCCUGACCCUCAGUUCAUCGAGCCAAUCACCACCGAUAUCAACCCAGAGUGCCUGGUGUCCCCGCGCUAUCUGAAGAAGUACAAAAACAAGCAGCCAGGCUCUAUCAGGGACUUGAUUUCAGCCCGGAUCCUUGAAGCCCACCAGAAUGUGGCCCAGAUGAGUCUCAUCGAGGCCAAGAUGCGCUUCAUCCAGGCGUGGCAGUCCCUGCCGGAGUUUGGAAUGACCCACUUCCUUGCCAAGUUUCAGGGUGGAAAGCGGGAAGAACUGAUCGGCAUCACUUAUAACCGUUUGAUCCGGAUGGAUGCGAGCACCGGAGAUGCCAUCAAGACCUGGCGCUUCAGCAACAUGAAACAGUGGAAUGUCAACUGGGAGAUCAAGAUGGUGACGGUGGAAUUCGCAGACGAGCCCAGUCUGUCCUUCAUCUGCGCCGAGGUGGACUGUAAGGUGGUCCACGAGUUCAUCGGCGGAUACAUCUUCCUGUCCACACGUGCCAAGGACCAGAACGAGUCUCUAGACGAGGAGAUGUUCUAUAAGCUGACCAGCGGCUGGGUCUGAGUGGCCCCAAACCACCAGGGGCCAAAGAUUGUAGGUCAGGAGCCAGGAGGCGAGAGGCUGGGGGAGAGAAACCACCGCGUCUGGGGUUUAUUCUGUUCUACUAUUUCUCAGCCUGGUUAACUGUUUGGAGCUGUGCCGAAAAGUCCAGAGCAGCGCUAUAGUAACAAUGGCUGACACCAUUUGAAUUGUUAUAGUUGUUGUUGUUGUUUUUUUUUGUUUUUUUUGCAUUAACGCUGACAAGGUCUUUGUUACAAAACUAAUAUUCUGGUGAAUGCAGUUAAGAUGAACUUUUUGAACUAAACUCCUGCGGUCGAGCAGAAGCCUUACACAAACCUAAACCAGAGAAAGUCCCUCUGUUCUCCUUCGUCCACCAGCCUCCUCUCCUCCUCUCCACCAACUAACGUCCAUGACAACCCUUUAAGAACCAAUCAAACACCAGAUUAAAUCCCAAAGAAUCUUUUUUUUUUUUUACCCCUCUUUGCUCUUUCUCUCACUACUUUUUUUUCUUUCUUCUAGAACGGGACUUCUGGUCUUUAAACAUCACAGUGCCACAGAUUUACAAUUAUAAUGAAUUAUUUAUCCUAAAAUACGGACUCCAUCAAAGAGUCCGAUCAAAUGCCAUCUGUGAACAGCAGAGGCCACUGAUGGCAGCACUACAUGUCCAUCCUGUCCACGCUAUGAAGGGUUAAUCUCUUUAAAGUCACGUGUAAGCACUUCUACAGUACACAGUCCUGUUAAUGAAUAAGCUGUCGUUACAUUUCCUUUUGCUUUUCCAGAGUGAUUGUCUCCUCUGUGUCGAGGUUUCUCUUGUGAAUUCUCAUUGUUUUAGCUGACAGGUGUGACAUUGAGAGUCGUGAGUUUUUUGUUUUGUAUUUAAUAGGCUGCAUUUAGUGAGCGUGUCCAGAAGAACACUACAGUUCAGGGCACUGGGAUGAGCGUCCUGUGGGUUUGAAAAUCUUUUCCAACUGAUUUAAAAAAAACAAGCAAAAAGGCAUCUUAAUAAGUCAUAAGCUCUAGUGUUCAGUUUAUCUAAUGUUUCUUGACAACACGUUUUUAAUAAAAACUAUUGUGGUUGGUAUGUUGAGCUAAACUAGAUGACUAAUGUCCAUGUGUAUUUAAUAUAUAUCUCCCAUCCUUGUUUUUAAAAAUAUUUGAAGACUACUACUGAAGCUAUAUGACUUUUUAAGAUGUCCAUUAUUUCCUAUCUUUGAGGAAAAUGCAUUCACUUUUUGCAAAAAAACAAAACCGCUAUAAGUAAAUCAAAUCUCAACAGCAUGUUAGAAAUGUCCUCCAAAGAUUUGAACGCCUGACUUCUCAUUGCUCAGUGCAUGUACACUACGCAACAGGAAGAAUCAUUACUCCGUUAUAUCUUUUAACUUUAUUGCCAUUCUGUCUCUCACACCAUAUAGUAUUAUUAUUAUUAUUAUUAUUAUUAUUAUUAUUAAUCUUUAUCAUUACACACCAGCAAAAGGUCACCAAGUUUGAAGAAUGAAUAUGCAACAGGUUUUUUUGUCCUUCUGUCCUCAGUAUGAAGGAUCAGUCAAUGAAGUAUUAUUUUUUUGUAACUAAUGUAAAAACACAAACAUUUUAUAGAAUUGUACAGUUUUUUUUCUGCUUGUUUGGGGGGGGUCGGACGUUUUUCCUUUCAGAAAAGAGGGGAGAAGCCAUCCGUCAACAUGUGUAAUAUUCAGAAUGGUGCCUGCUUAUGUUGUGUCUUUACUGAGUUUUCAGAUGAAUUUAAAUAUGAAUAUAUAUGAAGGUAACACUAGUCUCAAACUCCAGGUUUGAUAAAAAUAUUUGUCGAGUACAUAUUAUAAUUGUUUUUUAAAGAUACAAAUACAUAUGCCUUUUCAAUGUGCUCUUUGUUCUUGCAUUACCGCUUUAUUUUAUUGAUUUUCUGAUUUCUCUUCUGUCCAUUCAUGGCCUUGAGUUGUGUUUUUAGCUCAUUCUUUAGACCGACCGUUAUACUUCAUUUUUGCUGCAAAUUUGAUUCGCAUAGCGCCUUUUUAAUAUACUUCACUUAUUCGUCACAACUGAAGUGUGCCAUUUAAUAAUGCCCAUAUGAAGGAGACCCACAUUGUCUAGACCCUGGAGUUUGAGACGAAUCAGCAUAAGUGAACAGAAAACUAAGCCUAGUCUGUUUUUAAUUUCUCUGAUGUUGUUUUUGUUUGCCUCCAGUGUCGGGAGCAGCGGUGCAUGUCCUGCUGCUCUGUUUUCUGACUGUAAAAAAAUGCAUUUAUUUUAAAAAAUAAAGUAAUUUUUAUU
This is a messenger RNA of Anoplopoma fimbria (sablefish), 4540 nucleotides long. It is a transcript of the gene fermt2, whose product is annotated as FERM domain containing kindlin 2. The coding region runs from base 194 to 2275 and encodes 693 amino acids. The transcript is spliced from 16 exons. Gene Ontology annotation, cellular component: focal adhesion; extrinsic component of cytoplasmic side of plasma membrane. Gene Ontology annotation, molecular function: integrin binding. Gene Ontology annotation, biological process: cell-matrix adhesion; integrin-mediated signaling pathway. The record is from RefSeq and is a predicted model, not a curated record. Lineage: Eukaryota; Metazoa; Chordata; Actinopteri; Perciformes; Anoplopomatidae.